CAACUUCACCUUGUACUUGGAGUUUAAUUCAGAAUUGAUGUAAAAAUAAUGUGAUCAAGCGGUAUUUACUAGUAUUUACAUAAGGAAACGCGCAACGAAAUGACAAUUGUCACGCAAAUGUCAAACACCAAUUGCGGCGACAGCGUGGUGACUGCACUUCGAUAUUUAUGUAUUUAAUUCCACAGCGAUUAUAAAGUAUAUGAGAUGUAAAUUUUGUAUUUGUUAUAAUUAUACCGACACUGAACACACCACCGAAUUGUCAAUAACAUAUGCCAACAUGAGGUAAACAAAUGCCACCAAUGGCAAUGCACAGCUGAUAUAACCUUUAAAAGUCGUUUCAUGGCUUUUUGUUUAAAAUUUGCGCCGGUUUUUAAUGGUAUUUAAAAAGUUAAAUAUUAUGUCUAACAGCACAUCUGCAGCUAGCAGCUCCACAUCUACAGUUGCAAAACAAAAACAACAACCGUCGGAAAUUAAAGACAAAGUGAGAGUACUAUGUCUACACGGUUAUCGCCAGAAUGGUGAUGCACUCAAAAAUAAAUUGGGUUCUUUUCGGAAAUUUGCUGGAAAAUAUGCUGAGUUUGUUUUUCUCACAGCACCGCAUCAAGUAAUACUACCCGAAACUGGUGGUGAUCAAGCAGCUGAACAGCGCAGUUGGUGGGCAAAUAAAGAUGAUGGUACCUUUAAAGGUACAAAUAAAGGCGGACCGGCAUUUGGUUUUCAAGAAAGCCUAGGUUUCGUUGAAGAAGCCUGGGAUAAACAGGGACCAUUUCAAGGUUUAUUAGGCUUCUCCCAAGGUGCUUGUUUCGUCGGUUUGCUUUGUGGUUUAGCGAAAAAGAAAUUGACUUCCAUACGUCCCGAUUUUGCUAUAUUAUCAUCCGGAUUUCUUUCUGGCAGUUUGGCGCACAAAAGCGCAUAUGAAGAAAUUAUUACCAUACCUACGCUACAUAUAUACGGACUUAGCGAUGAUAUCAUACCAAAAGAGAUGAGUCAAGAUUUGGCGAGACAUUUUAAAAAUGCUGAAAUAUUAGAACAUCCAGGCGGGCAUUAUUUCCCAGCUACUGCGGCGCAAAAGCAAACAUAUAUAAACUUCUUCCAAGAUCGACUACAAGAAUACUUAGAAAAUUUAGAAUUGCAGCAAGCAAGCAACGUUACAUUUCUUGAAACGGCGGAUAAACAGAUUGCUGUUGAUAGCAGUGACAGUAACGACUCUGACUAGAGAGGCUAGUAAAGUGAGACAUCUGCCAAUAUGUGGUCUUAAUUAUUUAAGUCAAUACAACACAUACAAGUGAUUUCUUUUCUUUUUUUUUAAUAAUUAAUUCUUAUGAUUACAAUUAUGUUAAUUAAUUAAUAAAAUUAACCCAAUAUAUAGUAAUUCAUAAAUUUGCUUCACCAACUCCGCAAAUCGCUACGCAUCUCGUUUACUUGCUUUUAUUUUAUAUUGUAUAUCGUCGAGAUUUUCAUAAGGCUUUACAAUAUAAUUUAUUAUAAAGCGACUUCGCUUUUCAUUUAAA
Molecule: messenger RNA, 1511 nt
Organism: Bactrocera oleae (olive fruit fly)
Lineage: Eukaryota; Metazoa; Arthropoda; Insecta; Diptera; Tephritidae
Product: esterase GA18864
Biological process (GO): response to retinoic acid
Cellular component (GO): nucleus; cytoplasm
Molecular function (GO): hydrolase activity
Source: RefSeq, a predicted model, not a curated record